ACACGUCCGUCAACUCCUGUAUAUUGCGGUCGCAUUGCUCUACAUGGCGAAUAAUAAUUUAAUAUUAUGUUGUUGUUUGGUAGCGUGUUUUGCGCUAAACACGAAUCUGGUAACUGCUCAAAAUGUCGAUCUCAACGAUCCGUACGGCUUAAAUGUCCAAUCGUAUUGGCAACGGAUACAGCAAAGGCCACAGGACAUCAUCAACCAACUGCAGUUUAGCCGUCCUACGUACAACAAUUACGCACAAGACAACACGCGACAGACACAACAGCAACAGCAAUUACUACAACAGCCACAGCGAUACCAACAACAGCAACAACGUCUCCAACAGCAACUGCCGCAACAGCAACAACAAUCGUCACAGACGUCAAUGCGAAAUCCGAAUUAUAAUCAAAAUCGUAAUCAACAAGAUCCGUUAAGAUUUCAGGAGAGACAAAAUUACAGUAAGUAUAAUAAUAUUAUCGUCAUAAUGUUAGGUACUUAUUUAUAUAUAAUAUUAGCUGACCCGGCAAUGCUUUGCUAUUGCUAGAUAAUAGUGUUAAUAAUAAUAGUUGUCCGGGACAACCGAAUCAUGUCACCCGUGUCACCAAGACCAAGGUAACCCGUGAAUAAACAAAACUAAAUGAAUAAACAAUUAGAUUUUCGUGACAAACAUAACUAAAACUUCCUAUUGUACCCCCUUGGGUGUUGAAUUUUCAAAAAUCCUUUCUUAUCUGAUGCCUAACGCCUACGUCAUAAUUGCUAUCUGUAGGCCAAAUUUCAGCGCGAUCCGUCCAGUGGUUUGGGUUGGGCGAUGAUGAAUCAGUCAAUCAGUUAGUCACAUGUUAUUACACACAAUUAUACACAUUGUUCGACGGAUUUUUCUAGCGCUGUUAAUGCUUAUUCUUUUUUUUUUCCAAUCGGUUUGUCUUUGAGGGGGAUUCGGAAAAAAAUUGAAUUUGUAUUUUCAUCUCUUAAACACCAAAACAAAAAUAACUUUAUUUAUUCACUUGAGAAACUUUUCAAAAUAGCCAUUUUGUAAAAAAUAUUAUUCUAAACAUUUUAAUGUAUCACACAUUCAUAUCCGAUGAAUAAUUUCUUAGUUAUAGCCGUUUUAAUUGUUUUCACACCUAUUUUCUAGAAAUUAAAACGUCUAUGAUUAAGAAACUAUUAAUCGAAUGUAUAUGUAUGGUACAUUACAAUUUUUAAAAUAAUUUUUUUUUCCUUAUGUUUAGGGGAUGAAAAUAAAAAUUUAAUUUUUCUGUAAAUCGAUAUCCCCCCCUUGAAGACAAACCGACUGGAAAAAAAAUCGAAAAAAUUUAAUAUUAACAGUGCUAGAAAAAUCCGACGAAGAUGGUGGUACACACCAUAUACAUAUUUCCACAUCGAAAGAGAUAUAAAAUAAAUUUAUACUACAGUAAAAACAAUAACUAAAGGUGGGUGCGCUUACACAUUUAAUUGAAUAGCUUUACUAUAAUAUUUAAUAAUAUUCAAUCCGUAGGUAGGUAUUAAUUUAUUCUUACAGUGUAAACAUUUAUCAUCUGAACAACUGUUUACACUUAACUUAUAACAAGUCAAAUAUCAAAAUAAUUGUUUUCUGUUACGAGGACUUAAAAAUAUGCACACGUGCUGUGUCAGUCCGAAUAUAGCGAAAUAUAUUAAGCGUAGAACUCGCUUAAUUUUGAUUUUAGAAUAAAAUCACCUGUUAUAAAAUCAAAAGUUAUCAAUAUGAUAAAUCAUAUAUGAUGCGUUUUUUCGAUAAUUCUAAUAAUUAUUCCAAAUAUAACGUUCAGUACAUCGUUUAGAAAUAAAGACUAAUUCAUUGUUUUUAAAUUACUAAUAUUUCAAAAAAUUAAUUUAAUAAAAGCAAAGCAUCUUCUUGCCCUCCAGAUUAUUGUCCUCUUUUAAUUUUAUAACCGGUGCUUUUACUCUUAAACCAAAAUUAAGCGAGUUCUACGCAGUCUACGUAAGGUAGAUUUUGAUAUAUCGCUGAGACAGCACGUACGAGUACAACGUCCUCUUAAGUUUCAGACAGAAAAAAAAAACCAAGUAAUUAUCGAAUAUUUACUCAUCGUAUAUAGGCCGUGUAGAUGUAAUUACAAUAGGCCAAUGCUUCCCAAACAUUUUUGAACUAAGGUUUUUUCAGAGUACCUUUGCAAAUCACUGCAAUUAAAAAACGAUCUUAAAAGUAAUAGGUAAUAGUAGUAUUCAUGUUUUGCAUAGCAAAUGUAACCCAGAAGUCAACAAAAAUAAAUACGAAGUAUCGACAAUAAUUAUCAGUUUUUUUUUUUUUUAAUUUUAAAAAAAACCACUGAGAAUAUAUAUUUUUUUUAAAUUAAAUACUACCUGGCAGGAAUAUCUCCCCGUGUCAGAAAAUUCAAUUUUAAGGUACAAUGCAAAUAAUUUUUACUUACCGAAAGUGUUUUCUGAAAAAAAAAAUUCUAUAAAAUGAGUCAGCGUCGCCGUUUCCGCUGUCAUAUUUGGGUUUCAAAUUCAGUUUUAGAACAAAUAAUAUUCCACAUGGUGAUGAGGUAUCCCUGUACAGAGAGACUAAGUCGUACAAUUUGCGAACCACUGGAUUAAGCGAUAGUUUACUUAGGAAUGGAAUACUGGAUUUUGUUUCAAUGUGUGUUCGAAUGUUAUAAUAUUAUUUAAGAGAGAUUCAUUUUUUUUUUUUUUUUAUCAUUUUUAUUGUAUUUAUAUUAUUUGAACGUUAUAAAUAAAUUAAAUUGUGUGUCAUGUUGCGUUGUUAUCUAAAUGAGGUCUUUAAUCUCUGUAAAAAAAAAAAAAUAAUGACGUAAGGACGUAGGUACCUAUAUACUUAGCCAUUAUAAAUUCUAUUGAAAAUAAUAGGUAACAGAUUUACAAUAAGCCACUUCCUAUGACCGUUUAUUUAUACGAUGACAAACAACAUGCGUAUUUGUUUUGUUUUUCUGUAGGUGACUAUUAUUCGUCAAUUCAUUAUCAAAGAAAAAUGAAUGAUUCAAAUUAUGGCCAAUCGAUGCAUUUUCGUGCAUUUUUAUUCGUGGCGUUAGGGGCGAUUAAACGACAAGGGGUGUGAGGAAGAUAUAUCCCUUCGUGAUCUUAUUUUUCUUAAAUAUUUACAAGAAAAUAUUUAAUAAAACAAUAAUAACUAUUGGUUUAAGAAUUUGUCUUCAGUACGGACUUUAACGCCACUGAAUCAAUUAAUGUAAUAUCCUCUGCUCUACUCAUAAACAUUUUGCACAUACAAAUACCAUUAAUAAUGGUUGAGAAGUAAUAAAGCUUUGCUCUGAGAACUCCUCCAUUUGAAAAAAUCCUAAUUACAUAGCGCGUUAUAACUUACUUACAACAUUCUAAUAUUGAAGUUUUUGUUUUCUAUUUCAGAUACCUUUGCGUCUAGAUAUGCACCUGCUACACUGAGAUUGGCAGCUGGUUCAGAGCCUUACGUUCUGACCGAAGACAGAUUGGCGGAAAUCCGACAGGAGUUCAUGUAUUGGUAUUUUGACAAAGGCGGUGAUAAUGAUCAGGGUGACUAUCAAACAGACAUACACGGGUCAAUGCCUCAAAUCCACAAAAAUUUCAAUUUUCAACUACCGUUCUUUGGUUUUCGAUUUAAUUACACUCGGGUAUCGAUGAACGGCUAUUUAGAAUUUAGCGAUCCGCCGAAACAUUACCGAUAUCCGUUGUCUUUUCCUAUCAAAGAGUGGCCCAAAAAACACGAUCCGUCUUUUAUCGGUAUAUUCUACAGCAAGUGUCGGAUCGGUUCACUUAGAACGGACGAUGUAGACAGACGUAAGCCUGGAGUGUACUUCCGUAUGGAGAGAGAUUUACAAGCUCGCACCGAUCAAUUCGGCGUGGAAAUGAGAGAACGACUCAUGUGGGAUAUCCGUGAAGGCGUAAUCGGCGCAGAAGCAUUUGUGCCCAAACAUUCGGCCAUUAUUACGUGGAAAAAUAUGUCGUUUGCCGGAGGAAUCGACAAUUCUCUUUACAAGGUAUAAUAUCGAAACAAACAUCAAUCGAUUGCUAAAAGGCCAUAUGUCGUAACCGUCAUUUUGGGGUUAAAACCAAAUAUAAAAUAUUUAUGAUUUUUGUGUUCCGACAAUAAUUGACCUUUUAACCAUUUAAUUUUGAUAACGAGUUACCUAUAUUCCAGACCAAUACGUUUCAAAUGAUCUUGGCCACCGACGAAGUGUUCACUUACGUCAUAUUUAACUACGCGGAUAUGCAGUGGACCAGUCAUACGGAAGCUGGAGGUGAUACGACCGGGGGCGAAGGAGGAGUACCGGCCUUCGUGAGUUCGUUUAGGAAAGAAAUUUGAAUAAACUGUUUUGUUAUUAUUUUUUUUUUCUCCAUAAUUUGUUUCUGAUGCAGGUAGGAUUCAACGCUGGCAACGGAACCCGGAGUUUUGAGUAUUAUCCUUAUUCACAGAGGUCGACCAUUCGAGAUUUGGUGGGUCGUGGUUGGGCCAAUAAUUUCCCGGGUCGACACAUUUUUCGAAUCGACGAAAACAUUAUGCUAGGGACGUGUAACAAAGAUAUCGGUACGGGUCAUUAUUGAAUUGAUUUCUAAAAUAAUGACAUUUAUGAUUUAUACCAAAAAAUGUUGUGUGUAGCCGGAACGAAUUUGCCGUUGGUGUUCGCGCCCGAAAGUGGUAACAUGUUGGGCGGCACCAUCGUUAACAUAACCGGACCGUGUUUUGAACCCGGAGACAAAGUUCGUUGCAAGUGAGUAAAAGGGGUAUUUUUAAGGAGGUUUUCAGUGUCCAUAUAUGGACAGUCCAUAAGAGGCUAUUCAACGUCUAUUUUUAUACGUGUCUGUAGCCUAUGGACUAACGUUCGACAUAACAGAUAUUUAUAGUUUUUGGUUACUGUAACGAUUUAUAUACAUCUGCCUGUAUAGAUUUGACACGGAAGAAGUAGUCGGGAUUGUAGUGAGUAGAAACCGUGCCGUUUGCAUACAACCAUUUUUAAUGGCCGAAGGUUAUGUGAUUUUGGACGUAGCGAUCGGUGAAGAAAAGUACAAUUGGAAGGCGAAAUACUUUGUAGGUACGUGCGUGGGGACGAAAAAUAUUGGGCGAAUGGGUGAUAAUAUUGGUUUAUUUAGAAUUUCUUCAUUUAUCUUUUUUAUUUUAAACUUUAUAUAGAGACUCCAGCAACAGCUACCGAACGUAUACGAUUUGAAGACGGAUCGGUACGCGAAAAAAAACCGGAAUCGAUAAAAAUCACGUGGGAAAAGCAAAAUCUCACGGCGAAUUUUGACGCCAACAUAAAAAUAUCCUUAUACGGUUACAAAGAAGUGAAGAUCUCGCCUGAACUCAUAUACAUCGAUGUUAUAGCUGUUGGUGAAUUUAUUUAUUUAGUAUUAUUUGUUUUAAUUUAUAAUAUUAUCAUACGAUGUUAUUGUAUAGGAAAACAUCCCCAAUUCCGGCGAAUACAUUAUAAAGCCGAGUCUUUUUGAAGACCGCGACAAUACUGAAAACCUAGAUUUGACAUUCGGAUUUUUACAAAUACAACUGAUCACUCCGACCACGUAUUCCGGUAUUCCGAUUUCUCCGUGAGUUUGUAAACCCGCGAAUCGUUUGAAAUAUUGUUUUACUCGAUUACUUACUUAUUAUUGUAUUGUUGUUUAGGAAACUGUGGAGUAAACCCAUACCGUUGGGGUGGUACUUCUCUCCGCAAUGGGCACGGUGGUACGGUUCGGCUUGGCCCGAAAAUCUGUGCGACAAUUGGAUAAAAAACGACAGGUAUCUAAAAAACUUCGCUUCCGAGGUAUUCCAGUGUCCGUGCACGUUGGAUCACGCGCUCAACGACCGAGGACGAUUUUUGCCGGACGUGCACUGUGACAGGGACGCCAAUCCGGAAUGUCUGUACAACAAAGGAGCGAUGCACUGCGUGACGACCGGCGCGCCGAGUAUGGAAGGCUCGGAACAGCAGUGCUGCUACGACAAAAACAAUUAUUUAAUGUUGUCCUACGACCAACAGUGGGGUUCCCGGCCGCGGCGAUCGCACAAUUUAGGAUUUUUACCGUGGACAGAAGCCAACAAGGUAUGUGAACUUCAACGGGAGACACUUGACACCUACACCGUCGCCACUUAAUAGUGCAACAAUGACGAUAAUAACCACUGUGGAUGACUUUCAGGUGCCGACACUGUCGCAAUGGUUCCACGACAUGAGUCCGUUUUACUCGUGUUGUCUGUGGCAGGAGGAGCAAGCCGUCGGCUGUGAAACGUACCGUUUCGAAAGACGUCCGUCUCAAGAUUGCGUCGCGUACCAAUCGCCUUACGUGGGUAUGUAUAAACACAACAAAUCGCACAUGUUGACAUUUUGUGUACAAUAAUAACGUCAUAAUAUUCGUGUACACAAUAUAGCCACCGUGUUCGGUGAUCCACACGUGAUCACGUUCGACAAUCUGGAAUACACGUUCAACGGUAAAGGAGAAUUCGUGUUGGUGCACGUGGACUCGGAAGCUUACAAAUUCGACGUCCAAGGCAGAUUCGAACAGUUGCCGGACAACGUAAACGGCCCGGUAAUGGCGACUACGCUGACGUCUGUAGCGUCCCGCGACAACACGUCCACCGUUAUCGAAAUCCGAUUGCGGCCCAAGACGGCUCAGUGGAGGUAUCGGUUGGACGUAUUUGCCGACGGCAAACGAGUGUUUUUCGACAGACCGGCGUUGAAAGUUCAACACUUUCACGGUGAGCGCGAUAACUUCUUUUGAACCUAACCCGAGGUGUCUACGUAUAUGGAAUUGUUCCUCCUCCCGAUCACGGCCGAAUCGUUUCGAACAAAUUGUGAAUUAUAACUAUUCAAUUUCCGGAAAAAUUGUAAGGUCAAUUCCGGAAUUUAUCACUAUACCGUAUACCCCCACGAGGAGCUUUUAAAGUUUUGGCGGCAGCCGAAAAACCGGAAUUAAAACAUUUGAAAAUUAGUGCCAGUUCGUGAGAAAAGAGUCGGUCUUCUCUCACCUCACCAAGUGUUUUUGUUUUUCCCCCGUUUUUAGGAAAAGUUAAAAGAAUAUUCAAAAAUGACCGCUCUUGUUAUAUAAAUAAAAAACAUAAGCUUAAUUAAUAUAAAACUUCAAAAUCGCCUCACUGGGAUACGAUUGACUUACAAAUUCCAGGAAUGAACUUACAUUUACUUACAAUUAAAGGGCUAUGACUUACAUUUGUUUAUAACGAUUUGGCCGUGACGGGAGGGGGCUAACUUCAUAGGCGUGAGUUAUCGUCCUGCACAUAGUUUUUGUUGAAAAAUGUUGUUUUCAAUAGGUGUUACCGUUUACACCCCCUCUUACAUAUUGAACCAGUCCGAAAUAGUUGUGAUGUUCCAGUCGGGUGCCGGUUUGGAAGUUUUGGAAAACAAAGGAUUCAUGACCACUAGAGUGUAUUUGCCCUGGCAGUUUAUCGUAAGUUUUUCAAUGAACGUUAUCUCUAUUUUUUUCCGUUACGGUGUGUUCGAAUAUACCACUUUUGUAGAAUCGAACCAGAGGAUUGUUCGGCAACUGGAGUUUCGAUCAGACCAACGAUUUUACGUUGCCCGACGGCCAAGUGGUAAACCCGAAUGCUUAUGAUUUCGAAGCGGUACACAAACUGUUCGGUAUGGCUUGUGAGUAUAUGUUAUGAGAGUAAAAUAAUGUAAUUUAUUAUAUUGUCUACGAGCACACAACGAGCAUUAUACGUGUGUGUAUGAUUUUCGUUUGCAGGGAUCUUAGAAGACAGGGAUGAAAAGAACAAAGGCGGGGCUUUGUUUUUACGCGAACACGGUCGGACGGCCAGUUAUUAUGCGAAUCGGUCUUUCGAACCGAUUUUCGAGGCCACUCCGGAACUCAUUAUACCCAGCAACUAUACCGACGACAUAAAAAAAGCCAACGAACUGUGCGGCGACUCGUACCAGUGCAAGUACGACUACGCGGUCAGUCUCAACAGGGAUAUGGCCUUUUACACGUUGCAGUACCAAGACGGAUACGUCAAUACGAAAAAAACCAAUCAACACCGAGGUAUUCUAAGCGGAGGCGUAUUGGCGUAGAUUGUGUAUGUGUGGACGGGGAUGUUCCGAGUUUUGAAUGUCGAGCGUUGGAACACGAUUGAAUGGGGGGUUAAAACGAGAAUUGAACUGCCGGAGUAAUUCCAAUGCGUGAUAAACGCAUAAAUGCAUGACGACUAAUGUUUAUUUCAGGGGGGAGGGGAGGCGUGCGUCCGUCCGGCCAUCGCACGGGCGCCCGCGGACUCGAACCUCAAAAUACCCCUUCCUUGCAUACGCGGCCCCAGCCCGUGAUUUCGGGAGAUAAUGUCCCGCAACUCGCGGUCGACUGCAGCAGUGUAAUCGAAUAAUUGAAUUUAAUCGUUUUUCUCGUUAUGCUUUGUGUAUGUUUAGUGAUUUCAUGCGGCGUUUUGGAAACGCCGCGUUUCGGUCGGAAAAGUAACUUUCUAUUCGUGCCCAACACCAAAGUGACGUUCGAGUGCAACCAAGAUUUCGUGUUAAUCGGCGACCAACGGCGGUCUUGUUCGUCCGACGGAAAAUGGGACAUUCCGGAAUACGGAUACACGGAGUGUUUGCGUGAGUAUAACGGACGCGCUCGCGUGUAUUAUAAACUCGCUAUUAACACCACGUUGCAGUGUACUUGCUGGCAACGCGCGAGUCUCGUUAUUAUUUAUGUUUUUUUUUUUUUCAUUUUUUUUUAUGUUUUUCCUAACGUCAAAUAACUUUACAUCAUGGCUAAAAGGUCAAAAAACCAGUUUUGCGUUUUGUCGCCCGUAUAUUAAUACCAACCUAGGUACGGUAUUCGCGGUAUUGUGCGGGAAUCAUCCGAGAAUCGUUAUAACCGAAAUCGUAUUCCAACCGAAAUAUAUUAUUAUCCGUCGAAAACCGUCGGAUCUCGCGUCGUUAAAAAAAUAUUGAGGUUAUUCGUGUAUAAUAUUAUUGUAGGCAGUUAAUGCGGUGUGCAUUAUAGUGUUGCGUUGCUAUACCGAAAUGUCCGAUGUACCCGGAUAUAACGACAGACCGCGGGGGAGUGUGAACGAAAACAAAAAUACCGUGGGAAUAGCCAACCGAAAUUAGUUGGUUUUUCGAUUAAUUACUCGGUCGUUACAGGAUAGUACUGCCAAUAAUUACUCAAACGGCUAACCGCACGAAUUACCGUUAUAAAUUCAUUUCGAUUUCAAAGGCAUCGCCCAAAACGCUCGGGUGAUUUGAAAAAUUACAAAACGAAAAUUUUUUUUUUUUCACAUAAUUAUACUUUUUUUUAAAUUAAGGUAUUCUCCCGUUUUUUUUUCAUACACGAUUCAUUAUCAAUAGUUAUGAUUAAGACAUUCUAUAGAAAAAAAAAAACAACACUAAAUCGUAUAUUAUUAUUAUCGAUCAGAACGUGUUUCCGGAUAAUUCAAAACAUCCAAACAGGCACAAAUAAUGUUCGUGUUUCGGCAUUUAUCGAGAUAUUUCCAAAACGCGCACCAGACAAUUUAUCGUUUGAAACGACCACGAUGCGGAAAAUAAUAAACCUCGACGUUUGGUCGAUAUUAAAACAUUUUUUUCCCUACAUUCGCCUCUGUUCCGCAUUAGUAAGAUCAACUACUACGUUAUAUUGUUCACGUCGCCGUUCCCCACAUAUCCCAAUCCAUUCCACAAUAUACCCGUCAUUUCCCUACCAUAGAUUACACAUUUUGCACUUUAUUAUAGCCUGUAUCUGGUUCUACGCCGGAGCCGUAGCAAGCUCUUCUGACGCCCGAGGCAAAUUUGAAUUUAUGCAUCCGGCGCCCCGCCCCUAAAAAAAAAAAAUCUUAGGUUCCGUUUCAAAAACUAUUAUUUAUCGAAUUUUCAAAUAAGCGUGAAUAUUAACAAGCGUAAUAUUUUAUAUUUAUUUUUUUUUGCACACGCUGAAUAAAACAAAAAUGAAAUGUAGCGUUCAACGAAAGAGGAUUAUGCAAAAAGCAUAGGUAGGUGCAAAGUAGAACAUAAUUGUAUACUUUUCUCGAUUUGACUGUUGGCAAUUCACCAAUAACGUUCUCGUAAUCGAUUUCUCCAACAACUUCGUUUUCUGUAGACGAAAUAGCCAAAUUUGAUCGCCUCUCUCGGCCCGUAUAGUGCAGGAUCUUAAAUAAUUCUCUAUGUGUUUUAGUUCGCUGGAGCUACGUUCGGCUAUACAAAGAGAAUAUUAUAUACGGCAAAUACGAUUUCUAUGCGUUUGAAUUUUCAGUUUAAACAAAAUCGUCGAGAUUUAACGUUCUCCUCCCCCACCCCUCCACCCCCAUAACGAUGGCACCUCGGCGUCCGCGGUUAACGCCUCGGUCGCCUCACCCUUGCUACGGCUCUGUUCUAUGCUGUACAGACCCCGCCCAAUAACCCGCGGCCGUAGUAUUAUUUUUUGACUAUUUCGCCGUACGCCAAUAUUCUAUCUGUUAUAUACUAACUGACACGGUCAUAACGAAAACCAUAUAAUAUAAAGGUCACAUCGAGUACCAGUCGCGGAGCGCGUGGACGACGAUCGCACUGAUCGUGUGCCUCAUAGUGCCGCUGCUGGUGUGCAUCUGCUGCGUGGCGUCGCGCGUGUACCGGCGCAACGGCCGGCUGAGCCUGCGGUACCAGUCGGCGCGGGCGGCCAAGAGGCGUAACUCGGUGCUGGCCCUGAGCACAAUGGACCUGACGGCGGCAGGGACGCCGGGCCCCAGCAGGGCAGUCAGGGACGUGCGCGGCGGCGGCGGCAGCGGCAGCGGCGGCGACGAGGACGGCGAUUCGACGUCGACGCCGGGCGGUUCGGUGCCGAGUUCGACGAACCCGCGGCGGUCGUACGACGCGGUGUACCGGACGCACGAACCGCUGCCGGGCAAACCCGACGUGGAGUUCGAUCCCAACAAGGUCUGGGACCUGGACGCCGAGUACGAGGGACAGCUGGACAAGGUGGACAAAAGAACGGCCAUUUACGUGCCCGGGUCGCCGACGACGUCCUCGCCGCCGGCAGACGACCAAUCGCGAUUCGAACAGCGGUCGCCCGUACCGCAGAACGCCGCGGUCGCGGAACUCCCGCCGACCGGACGCCGGUUGCCCCGGGACGUUGUCGCCGCAGCCGCCGCCGCCGCCUCCGAUCCCGGAGGACCGUCGGUGGCCGUCCAACGACAGAUAUUGCCGUCCAGAUUCAAAAACUUCUAACGAAACAACGGCAUUUACGUGUUUAAUUUUUUUUUUUUUUUUUUUCUGUAAAAAGGACGAAAUUUCAUUCCAAACACGAUCGGCUAACGCACGUGGCGGCGGUACGCGACCGUACACGUGCACCGCGGUGCAGUCAUUCGCGCGCUCACUUGUUGCGCCACCGGUUACAGGUCGCCCACGCGAAUUGCGCUCAAAAUAUCAAGGUAGAAGGCUUUAAUAUAAUUUACGCGAGUUACGCUCGGAAUAAUUUUCCAAUUGAAAAUCACGAACGAUGACAGACUUCUUGUCGUCUCUCGUGCAACAGUCACCGCCGCGAGCCGAAGAUUAUCACGACAAAUUAUUUAAUUACACGCAAUUCAUAUACGAUAUACGAAAACGAUCUUUAUCCUCUCAUUUUUUUUUUUUUUUUUCUGUAUCGUAAUUCACCGUUAUUCGGGGCGCAACUCGAGUGGUGUACCUAUAACAUCUAUUAUACCGGAAUCGCUUGAUAGUUUAUAAGUCGUAAAUAGUUCCGUGAAUCCAUCGGUACAUCUUUGUAUACGACGUCAAUCGUGUGGAAUGAAAAUUCGGCUUUUAAUGUGCAUUUUCGAAUUUUUAACGAUCAAAUUUGAACGUCCGUUUUUUUACGCAUGUGUAUAAAUCGAUUUAAUGUAACAAAUAAAAAUCAAUUGACAAAUAAUCGUUUCGGUGGUUUAACAUUUGUACGCGUGUCAAUUAUUGCGCACUCGUAACGUGAUCGCAACGGUACACGCGCUCCGUAAUAUACAGUGGCGUGCCCCGGAAUCCGCAACGGGAAAAGGAUAUGACCCCUCUCGCCUCUCUCGCCCCGCGCACGCCACUGCUCACGUAAUCAUGAUAAUAUAUAGACCGGAGCGUCAAUACCGUGUUAUGUAAAUUAUUUAACAUUUUUUUUUUUUUUUGUACCAUUAAACCGCAAUCGUUUUCAUUUCACGUGAAUUGCGUCGGUAUACACAGCUACGACGAUGCAAUGUUUAUAAUCAGUGGCGGAUUUUCAACAUUUCUUCUGGGAACGAUACUGAAAUAUAAUACGUAUUUUAAAGGUAUCCCUAUUAAUAUGGAUGACGCCGCCUCUUUUUCGGAUGACAUUUUAUUGGAAUCGUAUCGAUAUCUCUGCCAUCCACCCCACCCCCGUAAAUCCGCCGCUGUCUAUGUGUAAUAUCUGUUUAUCCGUAACGUUCUGACGGCGGAUCCGUCACCGGUCGACAAUAUUUAACGAAUUGUUUUGCCGCUGUUGUACGGUUCGUUAAACAAAUAACGAAAAGUAUUAUACUGCGUAACGGUAUAGGAUGAUGUUUAACGCGUCGUAAACAACGAUUAACAAUAUGACCGCCUUAUUCUGUGUACAAUGUAAAAAAAUUAAAAAAAAAAUACCUAAAAACGAGUAUUUUAUCCACUCACCUCCCCCCCCCGGCACUAUUGCCGUUUACGAUUUUGUCACAGUCCCGUCAUCGUCGCGUCGUUAAUCUUCACAGCGAUCUCUUUAUUAACAUAAUUUUCGAUCUUCACUCUCUUGUCCGUGACAAAUAGGUAUACUUACCUACUCGUUAUAUACCGAUAUUAUUUUUCCGGGUUAUAACCGCGACGACGGCGGUGAGGUAUCUGUUUCCAUAACAUUUCCCUGACGUCGUUUAACGCCGUCACAAUAUAUCGUUAGACUUUUCUGUAGUUUUAUAUUCUGAAUGUAGCGAAAAAUAUAAAUUGGUGUUUAAAAAGAUGUUUAAUUUUUUUUUCUUUUUAUGUGAACAUUUUUUCUACCAGAAAGCUUACUCUUACUCUUACCGAUGUACACGAUCUAGACCUUUUUCGGAAAAGAAGUUUUCUCGGGCUGGUACUCAGGGGACGUCAUUUUUCGAUUUUUUCGGGUUUUUCUCAUCAAAUGUGAAACGCCGAAAAUAAAAAAAAAACGAAAAAAUUUACGAAAUAAUAUGAUUUUCUUUUUCUGUUGAAAACUUUUCUACCAAAAAAUCUUGUUCCAAUUUGCAAUGAUAGGCGAUAGCACUUUUUCUAAAAAGAAAUCUGACUGGGGAGGGGGUACUUUAAAGAAGUCAUUUUUCGAUUUUCCUAGCAAACGGGAAAAACCGAGAAAAACGGGAAAAUCGGUACGAUAUUAAACACAUUUUAUUAAAGAAAAUAUACAAAAGCCUAUUUAAUUAUUUUACCAUAAUAUGACAUGUACAUUGUCGCCAAAGCAUCACUAUCAACUGAACUCCGCUCAGAAUCGAUUUUAGUAAACAAUGGUUUAUCGUUGCUUACAGAUACAAACCAAUUUCCCCACUAUAUCGCACCCACCAAACAUCUCAACAGUGGCUGCACCCGUCAUAUUUUUUUCUAACACCCGUGUCGAUACGGGCGGGCAUUACGGGAUGUGGAUUUUCACGUCCGUCUGACGAUACGUCGUUUUAUUAUACGGACGUUUAUCUAUAAUACGUAAAGAUACAGCGCCCGAGGUACCAGCUAUUAUUGUUAUUAUCCACGGUCGUCUGUGUUCCGAAUUUUCGUAACCGUCGUUUCAACCCCACUGCGUUCCCAAACACGAUACGCGAGUGCUCGUGUAUCCACAAUGGCCGCAAUUGGGUCAGAGGCGGUCAACACUCUUUUCCACCGGACGGUUAUUCGACCGGCAAAAAUCGACGGGCCCAUAUCCGAACAAUAUGUCUACAUAACCAUAAUAAUAAUGAUAAUAAUGAUAACAAACGGAAUAGACAGAUAGACGCAGUGCUCGAAUUGGGGCGGGAACCCUCUACUAAUUUUCUUAUAUAUAUAUAUUUUUUUUUUCCGCGCGCCCAUACUGUUUUAUCACACUGGAGCGGCGGCGGACGGUGGAUAUAUAACUUUUUACACGACAUUUCUUUAAAAUUAUUUGAAAUCAAUCGUGGUUGCGUACAUUUAUUAUUAUUAUUAUUAUUUUUUUUUUUAUCCAUCCAUCGAUUUUAUUAAUUUUCCAUAGUACUUUAUAUAAUUAAUCGUCCGAAUUCGUGAAUUGAUAAAGGAAACUGCCACGUUUAUAACGGUUAGGUACUCUGUUCUAUAUAAUAUAGUGUCUUGUGAGUGAAAUUUUGAAUGGUGACCCCUUUUAUUUUGCUUAUAGGCUCCCCACGACCCUACAAACAACGUUAUUUUUGUAUGACUUUGCUGAGCUCUUCUACUUUAAUUUUUCCAAUUCGAGCACUGGAUAAACGAAGACAAAAACUAUUGCUCACUGGUAUUCGUAUUUAAUAAAUAUUUCCUGUUCAACUGUACAUAGACGUAAUUAAAUCAGUGUCUGCACAUUCAUCACUAACUAAAUGGGUACAGUAGCAAUCGAAUAUAACGAAGAGUUUACCAGAGCCGAACAAAUAUCCGUCUGGGUAAAUUUAAAAAACACGAACAAUUUUCUAAAAAUGCACAUGACUGAUUAACAAAUAAAUAUCCGCGGUCAAAAACUAAAGAAAAAGGAAAAGGUAAAUAAUUCGGCUUCCGAAAUUACGUUUCCGGAAAGAACGAAAAUAUUGAAAUAUCUUUUAUAAAAAGAAUUGACGACGUCUGUUAGCCAUCCUUAACAUUUUACAUAAUUUGCAAAAAUCCACAAAUUAUCGAAAAACUCGGAAGAAUCUCAGAUUGAUGAAAAGAUCGCACGGAUCUGCACAAAUCUGAUACUUAUGCCAAUGUGUGAUUUUUUUGACACUUUAAUUUUUACCUCUCGCAAUAAUACAAAUUGUGGAAAUAUCAAAGCUUGGUGAAAAUAUUACCAAUAUUAAAGACCAUAUUGUUUGGCGAAAAGAUUUUUUUGUCCAUAUCUCUCCUUUCCACAGUUAUGAUUUCGACGAUCAAUACCUUCGAUGAUCCGGGAUCCUUGUCAAAUGUCAAUUUUCUGCCCACGAAACCGUUAAAAUCCAUAUUCUCUGCUGUUUCGUUCGUUUCCCUUAUUUUAAUAACGAAAUCGAAAACCGGUUCAGGAGAAUUAUCAUCGCACGCAUUAUAGUAUUUAAAAUAAAAAAUAAAAAAAACACGGUUGCGGUUAUUCGGUUGUUUAUUGUACCGUUUGGGCGAACUCGCAGGUCAUCAAGAGUUCUCGUCCAGGGCCCUGGUGAUAGUCGUGCCGAUCAUCCUGCUCCUGUUGGGACCGUUGUUCGUCAUCCUGGUGUGCGUCGGUUACCGGGUGUUCGUGAAAACGAAAAGGGCAAACGCUUUGAAGUAAUCAAAAAUCGUCAGCGCUACACGCGCGCUUUUCUCUGGGUUUUUGGUUUUUGACGGAUUUUCUUUUUUCCUGUUUUACGCGCAGACGGUCGCAGAACGCUUCUCGCCGUCAGUCCCGUGACGACGACUUAACGGGCGACGAAGAACGACAACAGGAGGACGAAGCGCCGCCGGCGACGGCGGAGUUGCCGACCUCCGUGGAUGUCGCGAACGGACAUAGGGAAACGGAAAUCAACUGAAGCACCGCACUCGCCAUAAAUAUUAAGCGCACACGAGUAUAACAAUAGUAGAGUAUCAGUAUUUUAUUUAUUUAUUUUUUCUACGUAUUU
This is a messenger RNA of Cinara cedri, 15625 nucleotides long. Lineage: Eukaryota; Metazoa; Arthropoda; Insecta; Hemiptera; Aphididae. The record is from the annotation of a GenBank genome assembly.